AUGCCAUCACAACAGAAGAUCUCAACAGCACAAGCAUUAGAAAUUGAUUUGGCUGAGGAUAGUGGUUUAAAAUUGAAGGAUUCAUAUGAGUUUAUGGGUAGGCAAGCCGGUGAGAAAGAUGUUCUUGGUUACACCAAGCAAGAUCAGAAGAAUUACCUUCACAACAAAAGACAACGAGAGUUGAAAUAUGGUGAGGCAGGGAGUUUACGUAGAUACUUUCAAAAGCAAAAGCGAGAGAAUUCCUCAUUUUAUUAUGCAAUACAGUUGGAUGCAGCAGAACAUAUAACAAAUAAUUUUUGGGAAGAUGCGCAAAUGAUUAUUGAUUAUAAGUUAUUUGGUGAUGUAGUUUCUUUUGAUACAACAUACAGGACUAAUAAGGAGUAUCGACCGCUUGCAAUGUUUGUUGGGUUUAAUCAUCAUAGAAAGGUUGUAAUAUUUGGUGCUGCACUUCUAUACGAUGAAACUAUAGAGUCAUUUCAAUGGUUGUUUGAAACUUUCUUUGAGGCAAUGUCGGGGAAGAAGCCAACUACAAUCUUUACUGAUCAAGAUCCAGCAAUGACUAAAGUUAUCUCAUUGGUAAUGUCUAAUACUUACCAUCGAUUGUGUACGUGGCAUUUAAUGCAAAAUGCUUUAAAACAUGUAGGUCAUUUAUUAAGAGGUGAGAAUGGGUUUAGAAGUGAUCUCAAUGCAUGUUUUAAAGUUUGGGGAGAGAAAGAGGAGUUCCUUAUUGCUUGGGAUGAGCUACUUCAUAAGCACAAUGCAUGUGACAAUUCUUGGCUAAAACGUUUAUUUGAAGUGAAAGAAAAAUGGGCUAAAGCAUAUGUCAAGAUGUCUUUUUCUACUGGAAUGACUUCGACACAAUUGAGUGAAAGUUUGAAUGCUGACCUGAAGGAUUAUUUACAAUCAGAUUAUGAUAUUGUAAAGUUUUUCACACAUUUUGAAAGAUUGCUUAAUGAUAAACGUUAUAAGGAAUUGCAAGCGGAGUAUAAUUUAAGGCAAAAGUUACCAAAAAUUAAGAUGUCAUCACCUAUGUUGAUACAAGCAGCAAAUAUUUAUACUUCUCAGCCAUUUUUGAAGUUUCAAAAGCAAUAUGAAGAGUUCCAAGGAGCUUAUAUCAAGGAGCAUAUCGAAAGACACUCGUCGCAUGAUUAUGUAGUGUCGAUAUAUGGUAAGCCUAAAGAUCGUAAAGUCAUUUGGAAUUCUUUAGAAAACAAUGUUUAA
This is a messenger RNA of Alnus glutinosa, 1221 nucleotides long. Its product is annotated as protein FAR1-RELATED SEQUENCE 5-like. The record is from RefSeq and is a predicted model, not a curated record. Gene Ontology annotation, biological process: regulation of DNA-templated transcription. The coding region runs from base 1 to 1221 and encodes 406 amino acids. Lineage: Eukaryota; Viridiplantae; Streptophyta; Magnoliopsida; Fagales; Betulaceae. The transcript has a single exon.